Daucus carota subsp. sativus is the source of this 2691-nucleotide messenger RNA. Its product is annotated as potassium transporter 6. The record is from RefSeq and is a predicted model, not a curated record. Lineage: Eukaryota; Viridiplantae; Streptophyta; Magnoliopsida; Apiales; Apiaceae. Bases 151 to 2553 code for a protein of 800 amino acids. Gene Ontology annotation, biological process: potassium ion transmembrane transport. Gene Ontology annotation, molecular function: potassium ion transmembrane transporter activity. Gene Ontology annotation, cellular component: membrane. The transcript has 8 exons.
CUGGGUUAAUUUGUCGUAGAUUUCGUUUAUUAAUUAUUUUUACAAUAUUUUUCUACUUAUAAAAUAUUUCCUCCCUCUCAUGUAUGGUAGACGUUUUGUAUAUAAUAAUAUGCUGAUAAGUGAUACCACUUCAUUUGCUUGUAUAUAUAUAUGCUUCCUGGAAAGUUCUGUAAAGGGUCAUCGUUUAAUGGGGUCACUGGGGCUUUGAAGCAAGCUAACAUGGAUCUUGAAACUGGGUCAAACAAAAAUCAUGUCAAGAGAGAAUCUUGGAGAACUGUCUUGACAUUGGCUUAUCAAAGUUUGGGUAUUGUGUAUGGAGAUUUGAGUACUUCUCCUUUAUAUGUUUUCAAUAGUACAUUUGCUGAGGACAUUAAUCAUUCAGAAACUAAUGAAGAGAUUUAUGGAGUUUUGUCUUUUGUGUUUUGGACACUUACCUUAGUUCCUCUUGUUAAGUAUGUGUUUAUAGUGUUAAAAGCUGAUGAUAAUGGAGAAGGGGGGACAUUUGCACUUUAUUCACUUCUUUGUAGACAUGCUAGGGUGAGUUCAUUGCCUAAUAAUCAGUUAGCAGAUGAAGAAUUAUCUUCUUACAAGACAGAAGUAGGUGCUAAUCCUGACCCGGAUAGAAUUGGGUCGAGGCUGAAAUCGACUUUGGAGAAGCAUAGAGUUUUGCAGAGAAUUUUGCUUAUAUUGGCAUUGAUUGGAGCUUGUAUGGUAAUUGGAGAUGGGAUUCUCACACCGGCUAUUUCUGUCUUUUCGGCGGUUUCUGGUGUUGAACAACUGGCUAUGCACAAAGAGCAUCACAAAUAUGUAGAAGUCCCAGUAGCAUGCAUCAUACUGAUCGGCUUGUUUGCACUUCAACAUUAUGGCACCCACAGGGUUGGAUUUCUAUUUGCACCUGUUGUUAUAAUCUGGCUUUUGACCAUCAGUGCCAUUGGUUUAUAUAAUGUCCUUCACUGGAAUCCUCAUGUGUACCGAGCACUCUCCCCAUACUACAUGUACAAUUUUCUGAAGAAAACCCAAAAAAGAGGGUGGUUGUCCUUGGGCGGGAUCUUGCUAUGCAUAACAGGUUCAGAAGCUAUGUUUGCCGACUUGGGACACUUCUCCCAGUUGUCAAUAAAGAUUGCUUUCACAACUUUUGUUUAUCCAUCUUUGAUUCUUGCUUAUAUGGGCCAAGCUGCAUACUUAUCUCAGCACCAUAUGACUGCUCAUGAUAAUGAUGUAGGAUUUUAUGUUUCUGUCCCUGAGAAAAUAAGAUUGCCAGUUCUGGUGAUUGCCAUUUUAGCUGCGGUAGUGGGAAGCCAGGCAAUCAUUACAGGAACUUUUUCAAUUAUCAAUCAAUGUUCUUCACUUGGCUGCUUUCCUAGAGUUAAAGUGGUCCACACGUCAACUAGCAUUCAUGGCCAAAUCUACAUCCCCGAGAUUAACUGGAUCUUGAUGAUUUUAUGCUUGGCUGUUACAGUUGGAUUUAGAGACACGAGACGCUUGGGUAAUGCUUCAGGUUUGGCAGUCAUUACUGUGAUGCUGGUCACAACCUGCUUAAUGUCUGUGGUUAUGGUAUUGUGCUGGCAUCAAAGCAUCUUUUAUGCAAUAUGCUUCCUGUUCUUUUUUGGGACAAUCGAAGCUCUUUACUUCACUGCUUCACUUGUCAAAUUUCUUGAAGGUGCUUGGGUCCCAAUUGCUCUUGCACUCAUAUUCAUGAUAGUGAUGUAUGUCUGGCACUUUGGAACAAUCCAGAAGUUUGAGUUUGAUCUCCAGAAUAAGGUCUCUGUUGAUUGGUUGCUGAGCCUUGGUCCUAGCCUUGGCAUAGUACGAGUGCGUGGGAUUGGUCUCAUUCAUACCGAGCUAGUGUCCGGAAUCCCUGCAAUAUUCUCCCACUUUGUUACCAACCUUCCAGCCUUUCACCAGGUCCUUGUGUUUCUUUGUGUAAAAUCAGUACCUGUUCCUCAUGUCGAACAGGAAGAACGUUUUCUUUUGGGUCACGUAGGUCCGAGAGAGUACAGGAUCUACAGGUGCAUUGUACGAUAUGGUUACCGUGAUGUUCACAAGGAUGAUAUGGAGUUUGAGAAUGACCUGAUUUGCAGUAUAGCUGAGUUUAUAAGGACAGGAAAAUCAGACACCAACAGAGAUAUACAUUCGGGAAACAACAACGAGAAAAUGAUGGUUGUUGGAACGCCUUCAACCAGUGCACAGAGUAUAAAUAUGUGGGAAGACAAAUCAGAAGAUUCGGAGAUGGCUGGCACAUCAGAACAGGAUAUACAGUCACCUGAAGUGAAGAAACCAAAGAAAAGGGUGAGAUUUGUCGUUCCAGAAAGCCCCAAAAUCGACAGAGUAGCACAGGAUGAGUUGCAAGAACUGAUGGAAGCCAGAGAAUCAGGGGUGGCUUAUAUACUUGGACAUUCCUAUAUGAAGGCAAAACCUGCUUCUGGGUUUAUGAAAAAGCUGGCAAUAAAUUAUGGGUACGAGUUUUUGAGGAGGAAUUCUAGAGCAUCUACAAAUGCAUUAAAUGUACCUCAUGCAUCCACAUUAGAGGUUGGUAUGGGCUACUAUGUAUAAUGUUGAUAAUAGGUGAAUCGCCAGCCUUUCUUUCUUUCUUUUGGUAUAGAUUAUAGAAUAUAUAGUGUUGUAAAUAUUUUUGUAUAUGAUAUAUAUUCGGUAAAAUGAAAAAAAAUAUAAAUCAUAUGUUGAAGAGCA